UCCUUGCCUAAGUUGUGAAAUCAAGUAAUUUGUCUUUGGCUAUGGAAGGAGGUGGAGGUGGGACAUUGUCGGAGUUAUACCAGAGCUCGAAGAGGUUGCUAUUGAGAACUAGGGACAGCCUCGAGAGGCUCGAGCGCCUCGAGUUCUCCUCCUCAUCCAAUGGUGCCGCCGUGGACUCCCCGGAGCUCUCUUUCGCAAUCAAGCGUGACAUCUCUCAGAUCCAAUCCCUCUGCACCGAGAUGGACCGCCUCUGGCGUUCUGUCUCUGCCAAAUCCCAGCGCGAUCUCUGGAAAAGGAAAGUUGAACAAGUUGCUGAAGAGGCUGACUCAUUGAAAGAAAGUUUGGAUAAGUACUUCUUACGGAAUCAGAGACGGACACAAGAAGCUAGAGAGAGGGCUGAACUGCUUGAAAGAGCUAAUGGGGAAUCAUCUCAUGUAUUGAGAAUUUUUGAUGAUGAAGCGCAAGCAAUGCAAUCUGCCCGUUCCUCAGCCAGAAUGCUGGAAGAGUCUUAUGCAACUGGAGUGGCCAUUCUUUCCCAAUAUGCUGGCCAAAGGGAGCGUUUGAAGGGAGCACAACGAAAGGCACUGGAUGUACUCAACACAAUCGGAUUAUCAAAUUCUGUGUUAAGGGUGAUUGAGAGGCGUCUUCGGGUUGAUACAUGGAUUAAAUACGUCGGCAUGGCUUUGACAAUCAUCAUCAUGAUUGCCUUGUGGAGGUGGAAACAACAGUAGUAGUCCUUGUGAUUCAUGUCUGUUCUUUUUGAAAGGUUAAUGAGGCUGUGAGAUGCAUUUUAAUUGACAGGGAUACCAUACAUAGCACAUCAUCCACUAUGGGUGGUGGUGGAUCUUAUGAUGACACAUUCAUAGACAACAACGGCUUGCAUGGGGAGUUGAUCCAUAAGAUAAUUAAUUGAGAGAUAUAAUAAUCAACUUUGUGAAAUCAAAAGUGGUGUAUACAGAAGCAAUAGUUUCAUACAUGUUCAUUUUCAUUUUCAUUUACAUUUACAAUGCUAAUGGUAUUAUUAUUGUUUUUGUAAUUUUGAGUUACAGUAAAAGAAUUAUAAAAAUGCAUAUAUCAUUGUGUAAAAUUGUAAAUGGGCCGGGCUGAGUUGAGUUUUGCGAUACUCAUGCUUGGCUCAUUUGUUUAUCGAGUUUGAAAAUUCUGCUCGUGUGUAGUUCGAAAGCUCA
Messenger RNA from Camellia sinensis, 1187 nucleotides. Its product is annotated as membrin-11. Lineage: Eukaryota; Viridiplantae; Streptophyta; Magnoliopsida; Ericales; Theaceae. Gene Ontology annotation, biological process: vesicle fusion; vesicle-mediated transport. Gene Ontology annotation, molecular function: SNAP receptor activity; SNARE binding. The record is from RefSeq and is a predicted model, not a curated record. Gene Ontology annotation, cellular component: ER to Golgi transport vesicle membrane; endoplasmic reticulum membrane; late endosome membrane.